Molecule: messenger RNA, 924 nt
Organism: Triplophysa dalaica
Lineage: Eukaryota; Metazoa; Chordata; Actinopteri; Cypriniformes; Nemacheilidae
Gene: cfap97d2
Product: CFAP97 domain containing 2
Exons: 5
Coding region: 103-756 (217 amino acids)
Source: RefSeq, a predicted model, not a curated record
CAUGGCAACAACCACAUGACUGGCUCAAAACUCAGGCUGAACUCCUAUCUCUGUUCCUUGUGACUCCUGGUGCAGGUGGAUUCAGGCUACAGAGACAAAGUAAUGCAGCAUCAAGCUUACCAACCAAUUCUACCCAGUGUCAAUAAAUAUCUGCAAUACAAAUGGGACAAAAGCUGCUACGAGAUGCACAGGAAAAAGGUUAAAUCUGCAAAACCAACUAUUGCCACAACUCCACCGAAGACCUACAACCACUUGAUUGUAAAGUUAAAGAAACUACAGCUGGAAGAAGAACGCAUUUCAAGAAUCAAAAGAGAAAAUCAAAUGCUCUUGGACAAAAUGUCCCAUAUAAUGCAGACCACCGGGGGAGUUGACUGCAAAAAUGAAUAUGUCAAAAAAAGUCUUGUCGAGGGAAAAAGACAGCUGGAGCUGUUGCAUAUUGCUAAGGAGAACCAGAAAAUACUUCAGCGCCUGUCUACAUGCAGGCCACAUUAUAACAUUCAAGCCUGGCACAACCAGUGGCUUGAAAAUAUUGAGUUCAUGAAAAAUAUAUCGAGCUACCCAAGCCAAUACACUCAGGGAUCCUUCUUGCCACCCAUUUAUGCAGACAGGCAUAGGACAGAAGUACACGACAAAGUUAGGAAGAAAAACAUUAGAAGACUUGUGCAUACAGACUCUGCUGAUAUGAUGAAUGAGAAAGAGGACUCUGAUAAGGAGACAAAAUCUGAAGUCAAAGUUACAUCUGAAGAUGAAGCAUAAAUCCUGCACCACAUUAGCUCAAGACGUCUAUAUAUUUUUUAUCAGUUUAGGAAACUUAUACCACAUAUGUGUAUGCUGUUGAAUGGAUUUAUGUUAAUGCUGUAGACGUUUACCUAUAAGCUGAUUUAAAUUAAAUAUAAAUAUUUACCACUAGGGGUCCCUGUACUG